AUGGAUGUGCCCCCCCCCUGCUCCGCUCUGGGUAUCCAGGGUUACUCUGGGGGUCUUGGCUCUGGGGACCCCACAGGGGUCUGGGGGUUCCCUGAGGUGUCAGGGUUACUCUGGGCGUCGUGGGGAGCGGGGGCAAAUCCUGGAGCUCUGGGGCAUUUCUGGGGUGUCCCAGGGUGGUUCAGAAGGGGUCUGGGGUCCCCUGGGGGGGCUCCCACGACAUCCCCCCAGGACCCGCAGGGCUGUGUCCGGCUGGAGCGGGUGAACGUGUCGCAGCUGCUGGAGAGCCUGGCGCAGCACCUGGGGGGGCUGCAAGGGAGACCCCCUCACUUCCCCGGCUGUGCCCGCUUGCGCUGCCACCCAGGCCCGGCGCUGACCAGCCCAGCCGUGCGGCACGAGGGGACCUUGGGGGCCAGGCGGGGACCCCCCAGCCCCGCUGGACACGGGCUGCUGCUGCUGGGGGCAGUUGGGGGGGCCCUGGGCCUGGUGGCGGUGGUCUGGGCACUGUACAGGAGACCCUGUGCCCAGGUGGGGACACUGGGGACACUGCAGGACGCUGGGGAGGGCAUGGGGGGCACUGGGGGUGCUGUUGGGGACACUGGGAGCACUGGUGGCUCUCUGGGGGCCGCUGGGAGCACUGGGGAGCACUGGGAGGUCGCUCCCCGCAGCCCCCCGCAGCCCUCACAGGGACCCCCGGCACUGGAGCAGGACGGCACCUGAGCGGCCCAGCGGUACCUGGGGACACACACGGGUACUGGGAGCGCUCCCGCGCACUGG
Molecule: messenger RNA, 774 nt
Organism: Pyrgilauda ruficollis (rufous-necked snowfinch)
Lineage: Eukaryota; Metazoa; Chordata; Aves; Passeriformes; Passeridae
Product: collagen alpha-2(I) chain-like
Exons: 3
Coding region: 1-717 (238 amino acids)
Source: RefSeq, a predicted model, not a curated record